Hibiscus syriacus is the source of this 548-nucleotide messenger RNA. Its product is annotated as pentatricopeptide repeat-containing protein At4g35850, mitochondrial-like. The transcript is spliced from 5 exons. Gene Ontology annotation, cellular component: mitochondrion. NCBI's taxonomy places the organism in Eukaryota, Viridiplantae, Streptophyta, Magnoliopsida, Malvales, Malvaceae. The record is from RefSeq and is a predicted model, not a curated record. Gene Ontology annotation, molecular function: protein binding. Bases 59 to 517 code for a protein of 152 amino acids.
GCUUUUGGAGCAAAGCAUACCAAAGAACCCUUUACAGUUCUUCACUCUGUUUUAACCAAUGAAGUUCCUCCUCCGAACCAUUUCCGGUCCCAACAGGACACUGCUUCGAGCACUGGGUCGCCGCCAUUUUUCGGAUUUAACUGCAGAGAAAGCCAAACGGAACUACGCUGACAAUGUCUCCGAGUACAACACUGUCCUUACUUCUCUCAAUACCAGACGAAGGCAUUAUCUGUUGAGGGAUGUUUAUGAUGAUAUGGUGCUGGAUGGGGUGCAGCCAACUAGAGAUACUUUCGAGGCUUUGAUUAUGGGAACCAUGAGAGGGUCACGCAUGCAAGACGCUCUCUUUUUCAGAUAUGAAAUGAAGGCCAUGGGAUUAGUCCCUGAGGCCUCUUUGUACAACAUUUUGAUCUCAACCUGUGGGAAAUGCAAGAAUUCUAUUCUUGCUGUUCAGGAUUUUGGAAGAAAUGAAGAGAUACGAUGUGAAGCCAAAUGGACAAACCUAUGUUUGUCUUAUUAAUGCAUGUGCGGCAGCUGGACGAUUGGAUCAA